This is a messenger RNA of Paramecium sonneborni, 3873 nucleotides long. NCBI's taxonomy places the organism in Eukaryota, Ciliophora, Oligohymenophorea, Peniculida, Parameciidae. The record is from the annotation of a GenBank genome assembly.
AUGUCAUUUAGAAAUUCUCCUGCUUUAACUUAAGAUAGAUCAAGAGGAAAUAGUUUAAAUGGCAAAUCAUAUUUAAGAAACACAUAGGUUUUAAAAUAAACUGACUAACUUUCAUAUCUAUAGAAAUAAAAUAAUUCAAAAAAAUCUUAAGAUUACUAAUUUCAAAACAAAAAUUUGACUUUAAAUUAAGAUAACUAUUUAACUUAUCUUAAUUUUGGAAAAAAUACUGAGAAAUAAUAAAAACCUCCUUAAUUUAUCAACCCAUAAAAUUUGAGAUAUUUAAGUCCAUCUAAUAUAAAUACUGCUAAAAAUGAUUUUGAAUAGAAUAAUUUAUAAUAAUAAGAUAAGUCAUAUUAAGAAAUAGCUGAUUUAAAAAUUAAAAAUGAUAAAACUAGAAUGUUCUAUUAAACCUAAAUUGUAAGUUUAUAAAAUGCUCAAGAUUAAUUACAAAUAGAAAAUAUUAGCUUAUCUAACACUAUUAAAAGUUUAUCAUAAUAAUUAAAUGAUGCCAGAUAUAUCAUCUAAAGAUUAUAUUCUUAAGUUGAUUUUAAUUAAUAGCAAGAAGAUAAUAUUACUCAAGAAAAUAAUACUAUUUUUUAUGAAUAUUAAAAUUUCAUUUUAAAAUAAUUAAAUGAAUUAGAAUAAUAAACACUUUAAUCUUUAGAACUUAAGGAAGAAAAAUUGUUUAAAAUUAUGAAAAAAUUAAAUAAAAUAAAUAGAAAAUAAUAAAUUGAUGAAGAUUUAUUAAACAGUGCAAGAUAAAUAGAUUCUAAAACUAUUAUAAAUGAAUUAAAAUAAGAUAAAUUAAAUUUAUAAUAAAAGGUUAAAAAUUUAGAAAUGUAAAUUAAAGUCAAUUAAAGAAAAUCAAGCAAUGAGCAAUUAAUUAAUUAGACUUCUUAGAUUGAAGAAUAAUUUAAUGAAUUUAAAAAAAAACAUUAACAGAUUAUAUAUAAUUUGGAAUUAGAUAAAAAGACUAUAUUAGAAAAUGAAUAAUUAAUUAAGAAAGAAGCAUAAUAAAAAAUUAAAAAAUUAGAAAGCCAAUUGAUUAAUUUAAUGGAUGAAUUAGAAGGAAGAGAUUAGACAAUUUAAUCACUAAAUCAAAAUAUUAAUUUAAAUAAAAAUUAAGUAAAAAAUAAUAUAAUAUUUGUAGAAUUAAAAAUAACAAGAUGUAUAAUAGUUUAUAAAUAAAUUAAAAGAGCAUGAGUUAAUUUAGUAAGAUUUAAAUUAGUAAAUAUAAUUAAUGAAAAAAAAUAAUGGUACUAUUUUAAAUGAAUUGGAAAAUUAGAAAAUAGAAGCAUAGAAAAUUAAAAAGGAUAAUUAAACUUUAUAAAUUUAAUGUGAUUAAACAAAACAAGAAAAUACAGAUUUAAAUAAAAGAAUUCAAACUAUGAAUUAAAAGUAAUAAUAAUCAUUAGAUUCUAUUAAUGAUUAAUGGUAAAUAUAGAAUUAAAAAUUAUCUGAAUAAUUAGCAAUUAAUGAGGAAAAAUAUAUUACAUUAACUAACAAUUUUAAUCAAUUAUCGAAAUAAAAAUAAGAUUUGGAAAUUUAAUUAGAAUUGUAAUAAUAGGAAUUUUAAAGUAAAUAAGAAGAAAUGGCAGAAUAUGAAUAACUAUAAGUUAGAGUGAAUAAAUAAAAUUAAACUAUUCAAAAUUUAGUUUAAUAAAAUUAAUCAUAUGAAAGCACAUUGAUAAAGAAUAUAGAUGAAAAGAAAUAGUUAGAAAAGUAAAUUUCAAAUUUGACAGAUUCUUUGAAUAAAUUAUCUAAAGAAAAAUAAAAUGAAUAGUUGUUAUCAGAGUAGAUAUAGAAAUAUGAAGAAGAGAUUCUUUCAUUGAAUUAAUAAAAUUAAACAUAUUUAAAUGAAAAGAAUUUGUUAUAAGAAUAAAUAAAAAAUUCAAUAAUUUAAUCAAAUUAAUUAAUUUAAAAAAUUGAGAUAUAAAAUGAUGUCGAAAAUUAAUUAAUGUUAGCUAAUCAAUAGCUAUAAUAAUAAAAUUAAUAAUUAAACAAAUGUCAAAAAGAAAAUUAUGAUUUAUUGAAAUAAAUAGAUGAAUUAACUGCAAAAAAUAAAAAGUUACUUCAAUAAUAAAACGAUGAAUGGGAAGAGCAGAACAAUAUUUUAUUAAAAAAGUUAGCAUAAAGUGAAAAUAAUUUAUUGAAUUCGUAAUAAACCAAUAUGAAUUAAUCAAAGAUAAUCGAAAAUUUAUAAGCAUCAGAAAUAAAAAAUUAGUAAAAAGAUUAAUUAAUAUCUAAUUUAAAAUAAUUAUUAGAUGAAUAAUAAUAAAUAAAUGAGAGUAAUAACAUCUAAUAAUAGAUAAUGGAACAACAAAAUUAAAUUAAAUAAUAUGAAAUAUAAUUAGAAGAAAAUAAUAAAGAAAAAUAGUAAUUUUUGAAUGAUCAUACAUUACUAUAAAAUGAAUAUAACAUUGAAAGAGAAAAAUUGGAAAACGUAAUAGUAGAAUAAAGGAAAAAUAUAGAAAAAAUUGAAAAAGAAUUAUCACAAAAGUAAACUCUAGAAUAAUAAUUAAAUAAAAAAUUGUAAUAAGCAUAAUAAUAAUUAGAAGAAAUUUAAUUUUUAUUAUAAGAGGAAUAAACUAAAUCAUAAUAAUUGUUAAAAUAAUUGCAAAGCAUUUCUGAUAAAAGUUCUUUUUAAUAAAAUUUAGAUUUAUUAGAUAUAUAUGAAUAGUAAGUGUCCCCUAGAGAAAAGGUUACUGAAACAAUAUAAUAUCCAGAAUCUAUUUAAAGUUAGGAUUAAAUAAAUUUAUUAUUAGAACAAAUAUAAAAGUAAAAUGAGAUUAUCGAAGAAAAAGAAUUAGAAAUAAAUUUAGUAAAUUAAUAAAAAAUUGAAAUAGAAAGUAGUUUAAAAGUAGCAAUAGAAAAGAUGAACAAUUAAGAGAAUCUAAUUUUAUAAUUAAAUGAAGAAAAACAAAAAUUAAUAGAAUAACAAAAUGUAGAAGCUAAUCAUUAAAAAUAAAAGAUUUCAAGUUAAGAAAAAUUUAUAUAAAGUUUGCAAAGUUAAAUUGAAGAUUUAUAAUAAGAAUUAUAAGUUUAUGAAAACAAAUAAAAAGAAUAAGAGCAAAAUAUAUAAUAAAGAAUUUUAGAAUAAAAUUAGGAGGAGUCAUUAAAAAAGAUAAUUUUACAGAAAGAUGGUGAAAUUUAAACUUUAAAGGAAGAAUUAAAAGCAAUUUAUGAAUAAAUUGAAUAAAAAUAAAAUAAAUCAAUACUUAGUAAUAGAUCUAAACGAAGUUAAUAAUAAAUAAAAUUUGAUUAAUUAAUGGAUUUAAAUGAGGAUGAUAAUAAUGAUGCAUAAGAAGAUGAAGAUGAUCUUUAAUUUUAAAAUUUAAUGUUACAUUAGUAAUUAAUAGAGAAAGAGAAUUUAAUAAAAUAAUUAGAAUAAUAAAAUAAGAUAUAAAAAUCAAAUGAAAUGGAUGUUGAAAAAUUAUAAUAAAUAACAAAGGAUAAAUAGUAAUUGUAACUUUAAAAUGAAGUAUUAUAGUAAGAAAUAGAUAGAAUGUAAAAAGAAAUAUAAAAAUUAAAAGAGGAAUUAAAAGAAAUUCAUGAAUAGAUUGAAUUGCAAAUGAAUAAAUCUGUAAUCAGUAAUAGAUCAAAAAGAAGUUAAAAUUAUAUAUCAUAUGAUAAAUUUCCAGAUGUAAAUGAUGAUAAAAGUUAAGGAUCAGAUGAGGAUGAUGAUAAAGAAUUAAACUAAUUUGUUUUGUAAAAGAAAAUUUAAGAUUAAGAGUAGACAAUAAAAAGUUUAUAAGCAGAAAAUAAGUAUUAAAUGUAAAAUAAGUAAGCUCUUUGUAAGAAUAAAUUAAUAUUUUAAAAAACAAAAGUGAACCAUUAAAGCCAAAUAUUGAAGAGAUAGAUUGGUUUGAUUGA